AAUGAAAUUCUUAUUUUUAACAUGUCACUCAACUCUACUUUUAAAAAGAAGCUACUUCUUCUAUAUAUUAAGGGCCCAAGAUCAAUUUAUUGAUCAUUUUGGCUCCUAGAGGGGAUUUGCAAUGUUUCUGUGCCUGGUACAUUUGAUACAUCAGUACAGUGGUAGGAAAAUUGCACCUCGUUAGCGGCUCUUUAGCAAACUGAGUGCAGCUCUGCCAGUCGGCGACAAACUGGUUUACCACUAUUUGGUGCUGACAAAACGAAGGCUAUUCAAAACUCUAGGCCUGGUGCCAAAGUAAAAUUCUAUGUGCCGAUAAUACACACACAAAAAAAAUGUGAUUUAUAAUUUUCAAUUUCAUAUUUAAUAGUUUUUUUGUUUUUUUUAUUCAUAAGCAUUUAAUAUAUUGAUCCUUGUAGUUUAAAAUUUCAAUAUUUUCAAUAGUCCCUUUUUUACAAAUUAAGUUUUGUAAUUAACCCCUCCCCCCCACUACACACACAUUCUCUCAUUUUUUUCCGCUUUCGACUUGAAGAUGUAAGGAGAAGAAAUUGAUAGAAUUGGCACUGCUACUUUUAUACGCUGUUAUGAUUAUUCAGGGCCGUAAGUCUGAAAAACGUAGGGAGAAGAAAUUGUCACUGCUACUUUAAUAUAAUGUUAUUAGUUUGUACACAGUAAAUCGCUGAAGGGACAUGUGUCCCUUUUAAUAUAUAUAUAUAUAAUAGUAUAGUCAUACAUAACAUCUUUAGAAUGUCUAGCUAUGAUAUAGAUUUUAAAGACACUAUUUUUAACGUCAAAUUUAUCUCGUAAUUUGCUCAAUAUUGUAAGAUUUUCGUUUUCGACGAUGAAAAUCCUGGCUUUCACCUUUGCCGGGAACAGAUCAUCGGUUGUAAAUUACCAAUUACCUGGGCAAGCCGAAUAAAAAAUCUCCAUUUACUGACCCAAACCGUUUCAAGUGGUCAGCUGGAGUGAAGCCCGUUCUCCCAUUUAUUCAAAAACACAUUUUCUGUUAUCAAUUUUCACUUUCAAAUUUAUGAGAAAUUUGACUAGGGUGCAUUGAGAUCCAUCACAUCAUAACGAUAUAUUUAAAACACUGCAGACAGACGACUAAAGAUUUUCCUUCACAUCUGGCUUCAAUACGUGGUGACUCAUUGGCCCCGGAAUCGUGGAGAAGACCUAAGAUCCUGGACGUCGCCUGCCAUUUCUGUAAGACACGAUCAUUUCCGCAUGCCAAAUAAAGAAAUAAUUCAUGAAUCUAUUUCAAAAAUUACAUAUGUCACCUCUUGUAAAUUAAAAUAUGACCACAAUGACAAAGUGAUAAAAGUAAAAAAAAAAAAAUUAUGUUUAUCAACACUAGGCAUAGAUACAAUCUGCAUAGUACUUGCAUUGUUUUCAUUAAACAGACAAAGACAUUUGAAGAUCGAUGCCUCAGUUGUGAGAGUGUGUUCGUUAAGAGAUGUGAUGUGACCUUUUUCGGACCUCAAUGGGGAAUGGGUAACUCUUUGUUAUUAGCUGAUGAUGUUCGCUCAAUGAUCAUUGAACAGUGGAUGACAUUGAUUUAGCGCACAUUGAUGCAUUUUCAGUUGCGAUUGGGUGAACACGAAAAUCGGAUUUCAGUUAAGAGAUAAAAGUGACACACCAUUUUACUUACUAGUUAAUAAAAUGUUAUCUGCUUAUUUAUAAUCACAUCACAAGCUGGACAUAUGAGCUGAACACAUGAGCUGGACAUAUGAGCUGGACAAAUGAGUUGGACAUUUGAUUUGGACACAUGAGCUGGACAUAUGAGCUGGACACAUGACUCGGACACAUGAGUUGGACAUACGAGUUGGACACAUGAGUCGGACACAUGAGUUAGACAUACGAGUUGGACAUAUGAGUCGGACACAUGAGCUUGACACGUGAGCUGGACACAUGAGUUGGACAUACGAGUUGGACACAUGAGUCUGACACAUGAGCUGGACACAUGAGUUGGACACAUGAGCUGGACACUUGAGUUAAACACAUGAGUCGGACAUACGAGCUGGACACAUGAGUUGAUUUACACAAAAAGGCAUUAUUGACACAUAUUUAAAUGAGGACAUAGAUACAAGGGGGAAUGACCGUUACAGAAUUUGAGCAGAUCUUCCACAUCUUAUAUUCCGUAACAUUAAACAACGUCACUCCGACGAACGUACACAUUGAGCAUGGCGAACGUACACAUUUAAUUAUGACAAAAAUACACAUUAAAUAUCAGGACACAUGAGCUGGACACUUGAGUUGAACACAUGAGUCGGACAUACGAGCUGGACACAUGAGUUGAUUUACACAAAAAGGCAUUAUUGACACAUAUUUAUAUGAGGACAUAGAUACAAGGGGGAAUGACCGUUACAAAAUUUGAGCAGAUCUUCCACAUCUUAUAUUCCGUAACAUUAAACAACGUCACUCUGACGAACGUACACAUUGAGCAUGGCGAACGUACACAUUUAAUUAUGACAAAAAUACACAUUAAAUAUCAGGAAUGUACAUAUUAUAUCUGACUCAUGUACACAUAAAAUAUGUUGCAUGUACACAUUAAAUCCUAUAGUUUACUUUCCUUUCUGGGCAUUUUAUGAAGACCAAGAUAAUAAUGUAACUAUAUUAUUGGAUCGCUUUUUAUUAUUUCGUUUUCAAAUGUACGGACAAUCAGCUGGACAUUAUUCACUAUAUCCAAAGUGAUCUACGGAUAGAUUUAUCUUCUUUAGUAUGCAAAAUGCAGGGACAUAUAUUAUUAAAAAUGCUUUUUUUUUUCAAAUCUCUUAAUGUUUGACUUAUACUCAGAACUAACUUACCAGAUCCAUUAAAGAACAACUUACCAGAUCAAUGCUAGAACUAAGUUACAAGAUCCAUAGCAGAACUAACUUACCAGAUCCAUAUCAGCAGCCAUGUUUUUAUAAAUAAUUAUCAUUUUUAAAUUCGAAAUAACAAGGCGCAACACACACAUUUUUAAAUUUAUUUAUUCCGUUUUAGCUUACGUGGAUAAAUUAUUUACCAGACCGUUCACAACUUCAAAAAUGUAGCAAUUUCCUCUUCAGAAAAACAUGGGUGCUGGAACUCAUAUAAGAGGGGCAUUUUAAAAGAGAAAGUCAAUUUUAAGAUUUUUAAAAAUUCUAACAAAGAAGCCAAAUUCAGAACCAAAAAGCAAACAACGGAAACUGAAUAUUUCUAUUCAGGUAAACAAUGAUACAAUUUGGUAUCUUUUAAUUUAAAAAAACAAAAAAAUUGAAAGAAUAAUUGUUAAAAUUUACCAGGAUGAUUUUAAUAUUUUAAAAAUUAUAUAUUUACCAAACGUACUUUUAACUUAACCUUUUAAAAUUGAGCUGAUAUUGGGUAGAGAGUACACUUCGGUUGUACAAGGUUUCUCUGUAACAUUUUUUUUAAUUAAUCGCAGCGUAUUUCAUUUAUUGAUUUAUCAUUUCAUUAGAACUUUGCUCAAUGUUAUUUUGUAUAGAUUAAACUUUAGAAUUGUGAUAAAUACUCCUGAAUUAACGAACAAAUUGAUAUCUUUUUAAAACUUAAAUAUCAAACAGGAUUUUCCAAAUAUAACUUGUUCGGAGAAAUUCUUGUUUUGAACUAAACAUAUUUUAAAAAGAAGUUACCUCGCCAAGGCUUGUAUCUGAUCUGCCGUGAUGUAAUAUUUGUACCCAGCGUCUCCCACUAAUAUGGGCUGGGUGUAUUACUUGUUGCUGAUGUGCCGUGGUGUAAUGCUUGUACCCAGCGUCUCCCACUAAUAUGGGCUGGGUGUAUUACUUGUUGCUGAUGUGCCGUGGUGUAAUAUUUGUACCUAAUGUAUCACGCCAUUAUGGGCCGGGUGUACUACUUAUUGAUGAUGUACCGUGGUGUGUUGUUUGUUUGUACCCAGCGUACCUCGCUAACAUAGGCUGGCUGCACUAAUUAUUGCUGGUGUGCCAUUAGUGUCAUGGCUUUUUAAAACAGAAACCAGCUUAUCAAGCCAACACUGGAAGGGCGUACAUCUCACUGUUCAGUAGGACAUUAUUUAUUCAAACAGUCGUAGGAUGAUGUUUGCUCCUAUCUCAGAAGACGUUGCCGCCAGCAGUGUGUAAGUGCUACAAGGCAGGAUUUCCAUUUUCUGAAUGGGACACAGGACAAUGGUGGCGCCAGGAAGUUAUGUGUCUGUCCUUAUAUCUGUGCAGGACGACGGAUAUCGAUCAGGCCCUAGACAAACUGUAUUAAAUAAGCUUUAUGCUAAUUUUCCGUAUGCUUUUAGUAAGAAGGUUGUAUCGGACACCAGAGUGAAUUUUGAUGGAAAAAUAAAUCCAUCUCAGAUUAUUAGCAAGACGACAGUGUACUGGGAAUAAGCAAGACUGUGUAAAGUGCGAGAAAUUGUAACACAUUUCAAAGUCAACAACGCUUUUGUAAAUUGUAAUUUAGCUUGACACAAAUUAAUUGUUAUAGAAACACUGCAAUAGAGAGAAUCUUCUGAUACUCAUGUGUAAUUAAAAUAAACGUCUAUAUACUGAAUUCUGCUUACUGGGGAAAUCAAUGAAAGUUUUUACCAGAUCGUAAUAAGUAAUUACCAAUGCAUAUUCAAUACACUUGUAGGUCAUUGCUUUUGAUGGCAUCGUGGUAAUUCACCGUGUUUUAACUAUAAUGGGAGACGGGCCGCCAUCUUUUGAUUCCCCGACUUACCUAAUGUACGAUACUGACUCGCUUGCGUCUAAUGUAGGACAUUGACUCGCAUUUGUCUCAUGUGCGUCAUUGACUCGCGUGCGUCUAAUGUACGACACUGACUCGCUUGCAACUCAUGUACGAUAAUGACUUGUCUGCGUCUCAUUUACGGCACUCACUCGCAUCCGUCUCAAAUACGGCACUGACUCUCUUGCGUCUCAAAUACGGCACUGACUCUCUUGCGUCUCAAAUACGGCACUGACUCUCUUUUGCGUCUCAAAUACGGCACUGACUCUCUUGCGUCUCAAAUACGGCACUGACUCUCUUUUGCGUUUCAAAUACGGCACUGACUCUCUUUUGCGUCUCAAAUACGGCACUGACUCUCUUUUGCGUCUCAAAUACGGCACUGACUCUCUUUUGCGUCUCAAAUACGGCACUGACUCUCUUUUGCGUCUCAAAUACGGCACUGACUCUCUUGCGUCUCAAAUGUUUGGAAGCGGAUCUCAUAAUAUAAACAAUAGGUUCUUUGUUAUUCUCUUUCAUUUACAAUGCAUUUUAUUUUCAACUCCACGCAAGCUCUCUGGUAUCAUUGGUUUUUUCUCAAUUAUUAUUCAUCGUAUUGUUUACUUUAUAAACAAAGACUUCACGUAAAAGCAUACAUAAUUUACUUGCCCUUAAAAGGCAAAGGCUUUACUUGAAUUCAGUCAAAAGCUAAUACAUAGCUGUAUUCUUAGAAACCAACACAUGAGUGAAUUUAAAGAUCUUAAUCUUGUUAUUGUUUGUCAAUUUCAAAGAAGAACUAUUAAUACAUAAUUUUUUUUUUAAAGUAUGACUUAAAUUUAAAAAAAAAAACAAUGAAAGUAGUGCGAUUGUCUCAAGAUUCCUUACACAGUGCUGUGAGAUCAAUUGUGCAACUGUUGCAGCCUGUUUGUUCACUUGCUUAAGUCGCUUGUUUGUUUCCGUCGCGUGGUGAUCACGAUGUCUAACUCAUAGAUUAGGAAUGAUUGGGUACAAGUGUUUUAAAAGAGGUCUGUUUUUUAGUGUUACAGUAUUUCUUUUAAUACUGCGCUGUGGACAUGGAAUGUACAUUUAUUUUUUUAUAUAUUAUGUUGGUGAAAAUACACUAGGAGGUAAAAAGAAAAUAAUGCCAUACUAUUAAGAAGUAUCUAAUGUUCAGUAAGUAAGAUUUUUAACAUUAAAAAUAAUCUUAAUUGCAUAUAACUAAAAGAAGACCUAUAUUUCUUUAACAUGCAGUCUUCAAUGAGAAUAUCUGCGUUCAUUGUUUUUGCUUUGAUCACUUCUAAUUUGAAUAUGUUUCAAGCGCAAACAUUUCAACAGGAUCGAGGAAUUUUCCUAAAGUUUAUACAGCAAAAAUUCCUUGUAUUGAAAACUCCGUUGUCUAGUUUAAAUAUAGCAUUGCUAUUUAGUGACAGGAACGGAUGUGUCUCUUACUGUUUGACUUACUCGUCUUGUAAAAGUGCAAAUUUUAGAAUCUCCACUGGGGAGUGUUCAUUGUUUGGAGUAAAUAGUUGGGAAAUUGAGUUCACCAUCGUUUCAGACAUUGAUAACAUUAUCAUACAAAAAAUUGCAGACCCUGUUGUAACUCACGGAAACUGGACCUUGGUAUUCAGGUAAGUAUUGAUAAAUAUGUAUACAUCAAAAUAAUUUUUACAAAUUCAAAAAAAUAUAUCAACUGAAAAAUGUUCCUUAUGAGGCAUUAAAAUUUAUUAGUGGGAGAAACACUUAUAUGCGCGUGGUCUUAAGUUUUAGUUGUUUCUAGGUAUUGUAGUUUAGUCGGCUGCAGCUUGUUUUAUAUAUUUUUUUUUUUUUAAAUUUCAAAAGUGAACUUUAUUUUGACUACUUUGAAUACCACCGAUGUUAAAUAUUUAGUUAUUUUAAAGAAAUUAGUUUAAAAAAAUAGAUUCUUUUGCUAUUCUAUCAGGGCCUUAGCAAAUAUUGGCAAGCCUUUUUAUGACUCUUACACUACCACAUCACUGGGCCAUGACCAGCCUCUAAGUCCCAUGUCAAUUUUGAAUAUGUUCCUUUGUGAUCUUACUAUUUUAUUUGCAUUAUAUAAGUUAAGUUAAUUCACGCAAAAAAAAAAAAAAAAAAAAUAAAUAAAUGAUGUUUCAAGGUAUUCGAGUGAACCUGCAACUUGUUUCAUAUAAACACACUAAACAAAGUUUGUUUCUUAUCUCAAACAAGCAAUUUUUUAAAUUUUUGAAUAAUACGUAUCUCAAAUAAGUUUAUGAAAAAAAAUAUUCUCGUUUAUUCUCUCAGGGGUUUAGGAAAUAUUGACAAAUCUGUGUAUGACGCCUACACGCACACAUCACUGGGCCAUGACCAGCCUCUGAGUCCCAUGUACACGAUUGGAUGUCUGCGACUGGACACGAAUCUGUCAUGUGACCACCACUUCCGUAGCAAUAUCCUAAACAAAUGGUCAAACCAGACCAUCACUGAGGUAAGAUCAACAACAACAACAACAAUUAUCCUAAAUAUUUAGUUUUUAAAUGUAAUAAACUCAAAGCUAUUUUAUGUUCGUAUCACUAAUGAUGGACUGGUAAAAUGUAGUCAUGCAGUUAACAGAGCAUUAAAAAAAUAUAACAGAUAACUAGGCAAAUACAGGUUUCUGUUUAAGUACGUCUAACUUCCAGGAGGGAGGGUGGUGGUGUUUGGAGGUACCAAGAUAUUCAUCCUAAUACACUGAUCGUUGUUUAUCCUUAAAAACUCUUGCUACGCACCUCUUUAAUAGAAAAACUAUGUUUCUCUCUUUGUCUCGAAUCGUUAUAGCAAUCUCUCUGCAGCUCUAUGGCCAUCGGCUUAUUUAGAGUCACUUUUAGAGACGUUUCCCGAAAGGGUUUCGAAAAGACUUUAAACUAUACUUGUCACCCAAAGUUCACGCACGAGACGUAUGAAAAAUAUGACGUAAACGCAAUGUAAACUAGGUCAACUUCCACCGUAACACUUUAUAUAAUAUAUGUUCCUUCUAGAACAAGGUUUAUUUUACUUCUCAGCCAAUGAUGUAGACUCAUUUGCUGUAACACGCUUUCAAAAAAAAAAAAAAAAAAAAAAAAAAAAAAAAAAAUAUAUAUAUAUUUCAUGUUCAAUUGUAUUUAUUUUUAAAUGUAUUCAUUGCUAAACACUGACAAUCAAUAUAACAUCACAGGGUUCCAUUAUUGCAAGUGCAACACUUUUUAAACAUAUAUUGACUUAUUUUAAUCAAAUAUUUGUAUCGGUCCCAUCGCCCGCCCAUUUGAAUUGUUUUCAAAUAAUUUUUUUUAAAAAGGAAACUAUAUAAAUGUUGUUUUAACAAACCAAAUUAACUAAGGAGGGGGGGGGGCGGGAAAGGACUACGCUUAGGGGACUUUUUUUUAAAACUUAUUUACUCUUUAAUCAUAAUCUAAGGAUUAAUGUUAUUUCUGAUGUUCAUUGACAAAUAAAAUACUAACACUGAUCUGCUUACGAAAUAAUUAACGUUAUUAAAUUUAAUUCAAAUAAUACACUUGUCUUCCGGAAAAAAACUGUUUACCUUUUAAUUUACCAAGAUCUAAAUAUAACUUUAAAGUGUGAGACCACCGUUUCGUUAGGUUUUUUACGAUUUUUUUUUUUCAAUAUUCAGACGUCCUAAGACGAAAUGAAUACAGCCUUACGUUUGACUUUCCAUUCGUUUCAUUUCUAGGUCAAGUUUGGAAUCUAUAAAGAUGGCGUCAUGGAAAAGUUCUUUCUCUUCAAUGGUUCCUCGUCAACGCUUCUCAGCUGGUUCUCGUCGGCUAAUUUGAUAGACAGCUCCUGGAGUGACCUGACGAGGUCACCAAUUAGAUCCUUCAGCAUCCAGGGCUACGCGGACCCCAAUUCCGUGCGUCGUAUGUACGUCCAGAAAUAUGAUCCAGGCUGCGAUGUCGACACCGGCUGGUUCGUCUGCGUUGACAAGGCGACAGACUGGUGCCCAUGGGGAAGGAAAGGACCCACUUUCCCGCGAUUCCUCUACUCUCCCGCCAACACCAGUGCCUGCAACAAGGACAUGACGGCUGCGGAAAUCAUCGCUAUUUUUAUCAAAUUUUGAAAUUUGUUCACGAACAAAUCAGUUUUUUAAUGAAAAUAUAUCAUAUUAAUUUACAAGCGUUCGAUUAAAUUUUAAUACAAAUUGAACCUGGUUGAAACAUGUGAUGAUUUCAUUGGACGGAAUUAGCUGUUGUUUCUUAUUGAACUCAAACACUUAAAAUUGGCUUAUGAUGUUCCAAUAAAAACAACAGUUGUGUUACGGUAUUCUUUUCUCCUGGCGUAAUUCAUUUAUACUGGCAGAAAAUUUAGAGAUUACUAAUCCGCUUAUUUUUAUGAAUAACCGAAAAAAAAGAUAUAAGACAGAACACGACACAAAUAAUACAAUAUAAGAUAAUCAAACAUAAAUAAGAUAAGACAUAUAUGAUAAUCAAGGUAAAAAAACGCCCAUAAGUCAGUAUGACAAUGCAUGUCCUGCCCUCUUUGAUGCUACUUCUAAGCUAAGUGCU
This is a messenger RNA of Lymnaea stagnalis (great pond snail), 9146 nucleotides long. The record is from the annotation of a GenBank genome assembly. NCBI's taxonomy places the organism in Eukaryota, Metazoa, Mollusca, Gastropoda, Lymnaeidae.